GUAACCUGUCGUUUCAAAAGGCGAUUUCGACGGUCAUCAAAUACCUCCACCACACGCUUACUCUCACUACUGUAAAAAACCAAAAACAGAUUAAUCUCUCUCUCUCUCUCUCUCUCUCUCUCUCUCUCUAAACGAGUUUUUUUGUUAGAAAUGGCGGAAACAAAACCGGCAAAGAGGAAACCUGUAUUCAAGAAGGUUGAUCAGCUGAAACCGGACACCAAGGGGCACACCUUGGUUGUGAAGGUUGUUAGUGUGAAGAUGGUAUUGCAGAAGGCCCGUCCUGAUGGAAUCCGAGUUCGUCAGAUGAGGAUCGCCGAAUGCUUGGUCGGAGAUGAAACCGGAACCAUCGUUUUCACUGCCAGAAAUGACCAAGUUGAUUUGAUGACAACUGGUGCCACGGUGAUUCUGCGCAACGCGAAAAUAGACAUGUUCAAGGGUUCUAUGAGGCUUGCUGUGGACAAAUGGGGUCGAGUUGAAGUAACCGAACCCGCCAGCUUCUCUGUUAAGGAAGAUAACAACUUGUCACUGGUGGAAUAUGAGCUGAUUAAUGUUAAUGAACUGGCUAAUCCUGGUGCCAGUCAAGUGGUUUGUUGAAAAGCGACCUUCGCUAGCGUGUUUCACAUCCCUGCUCAGUUCUUAGAAACGGGUUUCAAUCAGUAUAAAGAUAUGUAGUUUUUCUCAGUGCCUGCCUAAGAAAAUUUCUUGUUUAGCAGAUGUCGCGGAGCUAUUUCUACGGGAGUCUACUUGUACGAGGGGCGCCAUUGCAACUCUGGCCUGCUGCACAGCCGGUAACUCCAGUCAAAUAGUGUGUAAAAGGAACUUGCUUGCUUUUCUUUGAUUUGUAUUAGGCUAUGAGCUGUUGCUGUAAUGAGAUUAUCAUAUUGUAUGCAAGUGGAGUUUCUGCCCUA
This is a messenger RNA of Malus domestica (apple), 908 nucleotides long. RefSeq lists its product as uncharacterized. NCBI's taxonomy places the organism in Eukaryota, Viridiplantae, Streptophyta, Magnoliopsida, Rosales, Rosaceae. The record is from RefSeq and is a predicted model, not a curated record.